AUGAAUUCGAGAAGUAACAUGUUCCAGAUAUUAAGGCACGAGGACAAAAUAAAAAAAAAAAGCAAACAAAUUAAAGAAGACCAAGAAAAAAAAGAAAAGGGCAAGGAAAAUGAGAAAAAGGAGGUGGCUAACUUUUCCUUUGACAUAAGUAAAUAUACCUCGUGGGCAGAUAUGGUUGAUGAGUAUGAUGAGUUUUUUUAUGAAGUUGAUAAAUUAAAGGAACAAGGUGGAAAUGGAAUAAAUAAAAAUCAGGAAAAAAAAAAAAAAAAAAAAAAAAAAAAAGUUAUCGAAGAAAGUGAUGAAUAUAGUAGUAGUGAUUCUGAUGACUCAGAAGAAAUCGAAAAUGAAGAAAAUAAUUUAAAUUCAAAUAAAAUGAAUAUAAAUGGAAAAAAGAUUAAUAAUACUCCUAAUAAAAAUAAGCCUAAUUUACCAGAAAAAAAGAAAAAAAAAAAAAAAGAAAAAGGAAAGUUUGACAAUAUAUUAUUAGAAUUCGCACAAAGUAAUAACAUAAAUAUAAAUCCUGAAAGCGAAAAACGGAAUGAAAAACAGAACGAAAAACAGAGCGAAAAACAGAAUGAAAAACGGAGCGAAAAUGAACCUACAGACUCCCCAAUGGGUAAAGACAGAAAUGGCAAUGAUCAGAAAUGUGAUGAUAAUGAAAAUGUUAAUAAAUUGAAAAAAAAAAAAAAAAAAAAUAAAAAAGGUAACGGAAAUAUAAAUGACGAUGAUAAAGAUGAAAAUAAAAAAGGUAACGGAAAUAUAAAUGAUGAUGAUAAAGAGAAAUCUGCAAAUAGUCAAAAUAUGUCCCAAAUUAAGCAGGUUGAUUCGUGUGAUAUAAAUAAUAAGAAUGAAGAUGAUGUAAAGGAAAUCGGAGUUAGUGAAAAAAUAAAAUUAUUAAUGAAUAAAAUUCAAAAUAAAAAAAAAAAAAAAGGAGGUAAAGUUGAUGAUAUUAUAGCUAUUGUUGAAAAGGAAGAAAAUUUAAAAAAAAAACAACAAGACAAAUUAAAACAAAAAGAAAAACAGAAAUUAAAAUUAUUACAAAAAUCGAUGCAAUAA
Molecule: messenger RNA, 1056 nt
Organism: Plasmodium yoelii
Lineage: Eukaryota; Apicomplexa; Aconoidasida; Haemosporida; Plasmodiidae
Product: conserved Plasmodium protein, unknown function
Exons: 3
Coding region: 1-1056 (351 amino acids)
Source: RefSeq, a predicted model, not a curated record